This is a messenger RNA of Schistocerca serialis cubense, 1878 nucleotides long. RefSeq names its product carboxypeptidase B-like. Lineage: Eukaryota; Metazoa; Arthropoda; Insecta; Orthoptera; Acrididae. The transcript has 9 exons. Gene Ontology annotation, molecular function: zinc ion binding; metallocarboxypeptidase activity. The record is from RefSeq and is a predicted model, not a curated record. Gene Ontology annotation, biological process: proteolysis.
AUGAGAACAAAACUGGAUGAAAAAUUUGGUGUCGAUGGCCUUUUGAUAUCUGAAUCUGCCCCCGUAGAUGAACAGUGGAGUGCAUACGCUAGCAGACUGCGUGGCUGUGCUUCAGAAGUCUUGGGAAAACCUCAGAAGAAGCACCAGGACUGGUUUGACGACUCAGAUCCAGAGAUCAGAAAGCUAAUUAAUGAUUUCAGAACCUCUCUUCGCACCCCUGAUGAUAACAAGCGUAGAGCAGCGCAUUACAAUCUGAAAGUGAAGGUACGUGCUCUCAAAGACAGUUGGUGGGCAAAUAAAGCAAAUGAAAUACAGUUAUAUGCCGACACACACCAAACGGGCAGAUUCUUUGAGUCCCUGAAAACUAUCUUUGGUCCAAGAGUUGGGAAGAUAGCACCAGUCUAUAACAAAGAUAAAAGUUGUCGGCUGACGCAACAGAGCGACAUCCUGUCUCGGUGGGCGGAACAUUUUAAUGACGUUCUUAAUCCCGACCAUCAGACAACUGAUAUUCCAUACAUAGAAGCACUUGAAGACCUGCCAGUUGAGGAACAACUUGCGGAUGCCCCUUCCUACGAUGAAUUCAUUUCAGCACUGGCUAAGCUGAAAAAUGACAAAACAGCAGGAUUUGAUAACUUGCCAUCAGAGCUAUAUAAAUAUGGGGGGCCAAACAUCAAGAAACCAUUGUUUGCUCUGAUCUUAAGAAUUUGGGAACACAAAGUUUACCGUCUGGUGCCCACGGAGGAGCAGCUGCAGACGCUGUCUCAGCUGCGGGAGCACCCGGCCCUCGACUUCUGGUCGCGAGCUCACCGUGCCGGCCACCCCGUGGACGUGAGGGUGCCGCCCCACGUGCAAGACCACUUCCGAGCAUUCCUCGAUCGGCAAGGAGUGCUGUACAACGUCCUCAUCGAUGACCUCGAACAGAUCUUAGAAAAGGAGCGAAAUCUGACGCUAGUGAGAUCCAUCCCCAAAAGCCCCGAGGAUCGCAUAUCAUUCACCGAAUACCAACGCUACGAUGAUGUGAAUUCGGCAUCAAGCUAUCCCAGUACGGUGACUGUGCAGAGCAUCGGACAGACGUACGAGGGUCGCCCUCUGGAUAUCAUCCAGAUAUCCUCUGGAGGCGGCGGCUCCAGGCCGGUCAUCCUGAUCGACGCAGGCAUCCACGCCAGGGAGUGGAUCGCGCCAGCUGCCGCCCUCUACGUCAUCAACCAGCUGGUCGAGAACGCAGCCGAGAGCGCGCUCACAGACAGCGUCGACUGGCACAUCAUCCCCGUGCUCAACCCCGAUGGAUACGAGUACACAUUCACAAACGAGCGUAUGUGGAGGAGGACCCGAUCAACAACAACAUCUCCUGAUUGCCCGGGAGUGGACGGCAACAGAAACUUUGACUUCCACUGGAAUGAGGCCGGCGCCGACAGCUAUCCCUGCUCUGAUGUUUACGCUGGUCCUCAGGCGUUCUCGGAGCCUGAGACGCAAGCUCUCAGAGACUACAUCCUGGCCAACGCCGACCGCAUCAAGCUUUACCUAACGUUCCAUAGCUACGGACCCUACAUACUCUACGCGUGGGGUUAAACUAGCGACCUGCCUGACGACUGGGAAACUUUGGACGCCUUGGCACAACAAGCGAACGCCGCCCAGGAAGCAGCCGGCGGUCCCAGCUACACCAUUGGCAGCUCUACAAAAGUCUUGUACGCAGGUGCCGGCGGCAGUGAUGACUGGACCAAAGGCGUUGGCGGAGUAGCCCUCUCCUACACCAUCGAACUUCCCUAUGGCGGCCUGGACGGUUUCGAUCCUCCAGCGUCAGACAUCCUCAAAUUGGUGACGCCAUUCUUUGAAGCCGUACGCGUCUAUGGGGACUACAUUGCUGAUAACUAUGGAUAA